Messenger RNA from Pseudozyma hubeiensis SY62, 1419 nucleotides. RefSeq lists its product as hypothetical. Bases 1 to 1419 code for a protein of 472 amino acids. The record is from RefSeq and is a predicted model, not a curated record. The transcript has a single exon. Lineage: Eukaryota; Fungi; Basidiomycota; Ustilaginomycetes; Ustilaginales; Ustilaginaceae.
AUGAAGGUUCACUCAUCCUGGCGAUACAAUUCGCCGUUCGUCCAAGUCCUCUUGGUCUCCUUCGUUUGCUUCUGCUGUGUUGGUCAAUUCAGCGCCAUCGGAUCUCUCGGAGCCGGAGGAACCCAGUCCAUCACUCUGUCCAACAUCACCAAUGCAAUCCUGUAUGCCCUCUUCGCGUUGACCGGUAUCGUGGCCGGGUCCUUCAACAACCUCUUCGGUCCUCGUAUCACUCUCUUCUGCGGCUCGCUCGGCUAUGCUCUCUACGUAGCAGCACUCUGGGUCUACCAAGAGAAAGCGCAGGACUGGUUCCUCAUUUUCUCCGGUGCCGUCCUCGGCAUGUGCGCAGCCCUCCUCUGGACCGCUCAGGGCUGCAUCAUGCUCUCUUACCCUCUCGAGGCCGAGAAGGGACGAUCCUUCGCUUGGUUCUGGGCCAUCUUCAACUGUGGUUCCCUUCUCGGUGGUCUCAUCGCCCUUGGUAUCAACCUCAAGCAGGGCGGACUCGACGCAGUCAAGACCACCACCUACAUCGCUUUCUUCGCCGUCAUCAUGGUCGGUGUCGCCUCCACCUGGACCCUCCUCCCUCCCAGCCGCGUCGUCCGCACCGACGGCACGCUCGUCAAAGUGGAAAAGAGCAACACAGCCAGGCAGGAGAUCGCCGCUCUGCUUAGCACGCUCAAGAAGCGCGAGAUCCUGCUGCUUCUGCCCAUGUUCUUCGCCAGUAACUUCUUCUACCCUUAUCAAGGAUCGAUCGCUUUCAAGACAUUCGACUCGGCAACCCGAAGUGUCAAUGGUGUUGUGAAGGCGGUCGGUCAGAUCGUUGGUGCCUUGAUCCUUGGCUUUUUGCUUGACAAGCUGCCCAUGGGACGAAGGAACCGCGGCCUUGUUGGUCUUGCUGUCACUGCAUCCUUCACCAUCAUCGCUUACAGCUGGGGUGUCAAGUACCAGAUCCCCAUCACACGUGCUACUCACUGGGAGCGCAAGAUCAACUACCACGACUCCACCUUUGCCGAGCCCAUGUCCAUCUUCAUCCUUUACGACAUUGGCGAUGCCUUCUACCAGGGUCUUGCCUAUUGGAUCAUGGGUGCCAUCACCAACGACCCCUUCGAGCUCGCCCGAUUUGCCGGCAUGUACAAGGCUGUUCAGUCGGCCGGUGCUGCCGUUGCCUUUGCCAUGGACGCCACCUUGGUGCCUUACAUCAACGAGAUCGGUGCCGUGUUUGGCCUCAUGCUCUUCUCGUUCCCUUUUGCCGGUUUGGUCAUCUGGGGCAUUCGCGACUCGAACUACGAGGUUGAGAACCAGGUUUACGUCGACGAAACAGCCGCUGAGGAAAACAACACCAUCGCUGUCCUCGAAAGCGGCAACCAGGCCGCCCCUCAGUUCGACCGUCAGUCGUCUGGUAGCAGCGAAAAGAAGAUCUAG